Messenger RNA from Uranotaenia lowii, 1883 nucleotides. RefSeq names its product BTB/POZ domain-containing adapter for CUL3-mediated RhoA degradation protein 3. Lineage: Eukaryota; Metazoa; Arthropoda; Insecta; Diptera; Culicidae. Gene Ontology annotation, molecular function: protein binding. Bases 267 to 1157 code for a protein of 296 amino acids. Gene Ontology annotation, biological process: protein homooligomerization. The transcript has 2 exons. The record is from RefSeq and is a predicted model, not a curated record.
UCACUCCGCCCAUAAUCAUCAGAAGAAAAUUUGCUGCCCAUCACCCACAGUGAAAAGUAACGGAGCGCAGCGAAAAGAAAUUUCCGGACAAAAUUUAGCACCUCCGAGAACAGCUCGGACCAGCCGUAAACCGUAGUUAGUUUGUAGUUUUUCCCCUGGCCCGAGUGCGGUUGUGCGUGUCCAGAACACCACCGCCGGAAGCAGUCAAAAUUGAGGCCCAACCAGACGAACAGCAGCCAUCAUCGUCUUCGUCCAGCAGGAGGAGGAUGUCGGGUGACCAGAAAACGCUGAUCAAGGGCAACCCAUCGCAGUACGUGAAGCUGAAUGUGGGCGGUUCGUUACAUUACACUACGAUUGGGACCCUGUGCAAACAGGACACGAUGCUGCGGGCCAUGUUCAGCGGCCGGAUGGAGGUGCUGACCGAUUCAGAAGGUUGGAUUCUCAUCGACCGUUGCGGAACACAUUUCGGUACCAUAUUGAACUUUUUCCGGGACGGUAGCGUGGCUCUGCCGGAAACUACCAAGGGCAUUGCUGAAUUGCUGGCCGAAGCCAAGUAUUACUGUAUCGAGGAGCUGGGCGAAGCUUGCGAGAAAGUUCUCGCCAAAAAGGAACGCGAAUCACGUGAAUCAGAACCGAUUUGUCGGGUCCCGUUGAUAACGUCCCAGAAAGAGGAACAGUAUCUGAUUACCACGGCCACAAAACCGGUGGUGAAACUGUUGAUCAAUCGGCACAACAAUAAGUACAGCUACACCAGCACAUCUGACGAUAAUCUGCUGAAAAACAUCGAACUGUUCGAUAAACUUUCGUUGCGAUUCAGUGGCCGAGUGUUCUUUAUCAAAGAUGUCAUCGGAUCCAGCGAAAUUUGCUGCUGGUCAUUCUAUGGCAAUGGGAAAAAGGUGGCCGAAGUUUGCUGCACCUCGAUAGUGUAUGCCACCGAUAGGAAGCACACCAAGGUUGAAUUUCCUGAGGCACGUAUCUUCGAAGAAACCCUCAACAUUCUGCUGUACGAAAACAAGAACGCUCCGGACCAGGAGCUGAUGCAGGCCACCUCGCUACGUGGUGCGGUCGGCGGUAUUUCGUCCUACACCAGCGACGAAGAGGAGGAACGAACCGGGCUGGCCCGAUUGCGCCUGAACAAGCAAAACAAUCCCACAUGAUUUACGCAUCAGUUGGUGAUACGUAAAAAGUUGUUGCCAAAGAGAAAUUGAGCAAAAUGCAUUUGGUUUUCGAGCUUAUUGAAGGGAUCCCGUUGAGAAAUUUUCUUCUCGGGAUCGACCACAUUUUUGGAACAGUUUUGAAAUGUUUGAAAGUGUAUGAAAUAGAUUUCCUAACAUUUUCAAAUAUUUUAGAAAUUGUUCAGAAACCUUUUUUGUUUUCUAUUAAAAUAUUCAAAUUAAUUCAAUCACUGGUACCUUGUUAUCCUAUUAUUCUUUGCGUGAGAUUUUUUUCAUCAUUUUGCUUGCUUUUGAAUACGAAUAUAUUGCCUGUAUUUUUAAACUAUACUUUCAAAUUAAAUUCCACCUCACGUAGAUUACACAGAGGAAACAAACUGUGUUUGUUUCCUGAUUAAAAAAUGCUUCUCCGAAUAAGUCUCUUAUUCGUCUCAUGCAAUCACACAUGACUUACAUGGCUUACUCAAAUAGACAUUUUUAAAGGAUGAUUAUUGAUAAUUUGAAGUUUCGCAGCUUCAACUGUAAAAUAUUCCUCAGCAGCGUUAUACAUAUUAUAUACAAUUACAUUACUUUCAAAGGCAUCGGCGCAGAAAAAUAAUAAUUGUAAAAAAAGUUCCCGGUCGAUGCGUUUCCAACUGUGCAACAAAUCAUGUCACUUGUAACGAUGACUGUCAUAAAUAAUCUAAUAAAUGAAUAUGGAAUUUUAAACAA